AAAAAUUGCGGAGGGAAAUAAUUCGAAAAAAAAUUUGUUUCAUUCAAAUUAAAAUAUAGAGUUAAAAUGUUUUAUCAACUUUUUCUACUAGUAACAACAUUAUUGUCGAUAUACAUUUGGAAGCAAAGGCAUUCUUAUUAUUUAACAUGGAAAUUGGGUGGAUCAUUUGGUUAUCCUUUUUUAGGAAGCUUAAUAAAAUUUUCUAAUCGAACUGAUGUUUUACAUGUCCUGGCAAAGGAGGAAGAAAAACAUAAAUCGCCAUAUGUAGAAUGGUUAGGACCAUUAUGUGUUGUUGUAUCAAGUGAUCCAGAUACAAUGGAAACGAUUUUAACAUCACCAAAAUGUGUUAAUAAGAGUUUUGUUUACAAUUUCUUACGUGAUAUAAUUGGUGAUGGACUUUUCACCUCAAAUGUACCAUUAUGGAAUACUCGUGUUAAAAUUGUUAAACCAACUUUUAAGAGACGAAUGAUAUUAGGUUUUUAUAAUGUAUUUAAUGAAGAAGCGAAAAAAUUUCUUUGUCGUAUAGAAGAAGGUGGCAAUAAUGAAAAUUUUUCAUUAUUUUUUAAUAUACAAUUAGCAGCUUUAAUAGCAACAUGCCAAACAACACUUGGAGAUUCACAUUCGGAUGCAGAAAAGGUGGAUUUCAGAGUUAUUUUAGAAUCAUUUUCAUAUUUAAUGUAUGCCAUGAUUGAUAGGAUGUUUAAACCAUAUUAUUUUGAUUCCAGAAUUUAUAAUUUAACUAAUCAUUACAAAAAUGCUUGCAAACAUAGAAGUAUAAUUGUAGAUUUUGUUCAUAAGAAAGUUAUUUCAAAGAAAUUACAAAUUCAAGAACAAUAUAAAAAAAAGUUGGAAAACAAUAGUAAUGAUUAUGAUGAUGACAAUGAAUUUAAAUCACCAUUAUCUUUGUUAGAGUAUAUUUGCAUUAACAAUGAAAAUUGUUUAUCAACAGAAGAACUAGAAAGUGAAAUAUAUGUAUUGAUUGCAGCGGGAUUUGAAACUACUGCCGUAGCUCUAUAUUGUGCUAUUAUGUGUAUAUCAAUGCAUGAAGAAGAACAAGAAAAAUUAUAUGAAGAAUUAUGUGAUAUUUUACCAGAUAGAAAUACGGAUAUUACAGAAGAGCACAUAAAAGAUUUAAGAUAUACUGAAAUGUGUAUAAAUGAAUCAAUGCGUGUUAUAUCACCAGUACCAGUUGUUGGACGUGUUACAAUGGAUAGAGUUGAAUUAAAAAAUGGUAUAAUAUUAGAGAAAAAUACAGAUGUUAUGUUAGAUAUAUUUAAUAUGCAACGUAGUAAAAAACAUUGGGGUCCAAAUGCAUUAAAAUUUGAUCCAGAAAAUUUUCAUCCAGAUAAAAUAAAAGAUUAUCAUCCAUAUGCUUUUAUUCCAUUUACAAAGGGUUCUAGAAUGUGUGUAGGUUUUAAAUAUUCUUUUACAUUAAUGAAAAUUUUUGUAGCGAAACUUUUUAGAAAUUAUAAGAUUAGUGCAAAUAUGAAAUUUGAAGAUUUACAAUUUAUCGAAAAUAUUUCAAUUAAAGUAAAAACUCAUCCAACGUACAAAUUUGAAAAACGUUUCUUAAUAAUAACAUAUAUUAUUAAUUACAAGUACAAAUAUUGUGGGACACAUCAUAACUUAUUAUUAUGUCGUACCAUUGAUUAUGCAGAUAUUUUUUUCAAAAGUGAUUUUUUAUUAAUUUGGCAAGAAAAAACAAUAAAUACUAACACAAUGUUAUCCUUCUUAUUCAUAAUUUGUGCAAUAUUCUUAUAUUUUUGGAAGCAAAAACAAUUCUAUAUAAUGCAUUGGAAAUUAAAAGGAGAUUUGGGCCUUCCAAUAUUGGGAUCGUUAUUCAAUUUAAAUAAUCCAAAUAAAAUUUUAAAGUUUUUUAGUCAACUUGAACAAAAAUAUCAAUCACCAUAUGUUACUUGGGUGGGAACAUAUCCUAUGAUGGUGUCAAGUGAUCCUGAUACAAUGGAAACAAUUCUAACAUCACCUCAUUGUGUAAAUAAAAGUUUUGUUUAUGCAUUCUUGACGGAUUUAAUAGGCGACGGACUGUUUAGUUCAACAGUUCCAUUAUGGUAUUCAAGGGUUAAAAUUAUGAAACCAGCUUUUAAACGGAAAAUCAUUUUAAGCUUUUAUUCAGUUUUCAAUGAAAGUUCUUGGGAAUUAAUUGAUAAUAUCGAGAAAAAUGGCAAUAUUGAAGAUUAUAAUUUUUUCCAUGCAAUUCAAUUAAUUGCUUUAAAAGCUACAUUUAAAACAACCCUUGGAGAAGAAUACUCUGAAGUAAAAUGCGUUGAUUUCGAUGAAAUGUUAAAUAUCUUUAAAAAAUUGAUGGGUGGCAUGAUUGAAAGAAUUUUCAAACCCUGGUUUUUUGAUAGUAGAAUCUAUAAGUUUUCGUCUCACUAUAAUAAUACUAUCAGUUGUGUCGGACCACUUCUAAAAUAUCUUGACGAAAAAAUUGAGUAUAAAUGGAAAGAAAAUGAACUGGAAAAAUUGAAGACAAAAAAAUUUUUGGUCGUUGAUGAUGAUGAAGAAAAACCUUAUGUAACACCAGUAUCAUUUCUAGAUUACAUAUUUAAAAUUGAACACAAGAUGACACCAAUAAAUAUAAGAGAUGAAAUAAUUGUCCUUAUUGGUGCAGGUUUUGAAACUACAGCUGUUGCUCUUUACAUUACAAUAUUAUGUUUGGCUAUGCAUCCCGUAGAACAGGAACGGCUUUUUAAUGAACUUAUUUUAGUUUUCCCACAUAAAGAUUUUGAAGUGAAUGAAGAGAAUAUUAAAAGUGAUUUAGUUUUUACAGAAAUGUGUAUAAAUGAGUCAUUAAGAGUCAUUUCUCCAACUCCUCUUGUUGGUAGAAUUAAUAUAGAAGACAUAAAAUUAAAAGAUGGUACUAUAAUAAAAAAAGGAACAGAUUUUGUCUUAGAUAUUUUUAAUAUGCAACGUAGUGAAAAACAUUGGGGUCCAGAUGCAAAAAAAUUCAAACCUGAUAAUUUUCAUCCUGAUAAUUUAAAAUAUGUUCAUCCUUACUCACAUAUUCCGUUUACAAAGGGUCAAAGAAUGUGUAUAGGUUUUAAAUAUUCAAUAACAUUUAUGAAGUUAUUUUUGGCGAGAAUUUUUAGAAAUUAUAGAAUUACUACCGAUAUGAAAUUUGAAGAAUUAGAAUUUGUGGAAAAUAUUUCAAUGAAAUUUGAACGUCAUCCAAAAUUUGUAUUUGAGAAACGACAGUAGAUAUAUAUAAAAAUUAAUUUAAAUUGAUUGUAAAAGUUUAGGGUUAUUUGUAUAAUUUUGGAGUUUUUUUUAAAUUAUUUAUGAAAAUAUAGGUUUGUAACUAUAA
Molecule: messenger RNA, 3325 nt
Organism: Condylostylus longicornis
Lineage: Eukaryota; Metazoa; Arthropoda; Insecta; Diptera; Dolichopodidae
Exons: 17
Coding region: 67-3219 (1050 amino acids)
Molecular function (GO): oxidoreductase activity, acting on paired donors, with incorporation or reduction of molecular oxygen; iron ion binding; heme binding
Source: RefSeq, a predicted model, not a curated record